GAUAAAAAUAUACACGUUCGAUUCAUGUGUUUCGGAAUAUGGAUGAUUUCAAUCGGCUUACACCAUCAACUCUAGUGGAUUUCACAUCACUGAGAUGUACUUCACACACGCAGUUCAAAUGCCAAUGUUUAUGUCGUAUUCCAUACUUGUUACACCACGAAUUGAUGUGCAUACCAAUGGAUACUCAAAACAAAUACAAAUAUGACCCAUGUGUUUCAAAAUGUAUCAAUUUCAAUUCUACUACACCAUGAAAUCUAAUGCAUUUCAUAUCACUGAGAUGUUCUUCACAAACUCAGUUCAAAUGACAAUGUUUAUAGCCAAUUCCAUACUUGAUACACCGCGAUCUCAUAUAUUUAUCUAACAAAUGUUAUGAACUGAUUCAAACAAACUUGAGUAGGCAUUCGAACCAUCUAAUUGUGUCACUCUUUCGAAGAGAAAGCACAUGUUUCGUAUAAACUAACUUUUUUCAGCUGAUAUUUUGUAGUAAUUUAAUGUUUUGCUAAAAUUCUGGUUAAAAACAAGAAAAAUAUUAGAAUUAAGUCGAGACACUGUAGCCAACGAAAUUCAUAUUGGUUACGGUGGUUGAAUUUGAUGGGUUAGUACUAAAUUAUGUUAUGGCAAUAAGUGAAGCCAUUUAACUAAAAAGAUCCAAAUUACAUUCUUAUAAAGAAUAAUCUAGGUACUUGAUUAUUUAUGAAAAGUCUUUAUAUUCAGCAUAUGUCUAUAUGGUAAUUCAUAGGCAGAAACAUCGGAUUAGAAAAUGUGUUCCUAUUGACAGAGCCCGAGUUCUGCAAAGAGAGUACACCAAUAUCGCAGCAAUCCAACAAAUCACAAUUCAACAAUUUUUAUCAGAAGACUCGAGAUCUCGGAACAUCGAACAAUUCAAUGGUCAGAAGCUCACCGAUACAAUAACCACCAUGUUAUUACCAGAAUGCCUCAUCAAAACGUUUAAUUAUUCCUUCGAAGAGACAUGCAUACCGGCAAGCUGGAAUCAACAUAUCAUGGCCAGCACAUACUUCUUGACAUUGUGGAUGACAAUGGAAUCGAUCGUAGGACAGUAAUGAAGCUUUUUGGUCCACUGAAGAUGGAGACGGCAAGGAUCUGUUCGAGUGUAAAUAUGCCAACGACAAUGACACAUGCUAUACAAACCCAAUGAUUCAACUUUAU
Armigeres subalbatus is the source of this 1167-nucleotide messenger RNA. RefSeq lists its product as uncharacterized. Lineage: Eukaryota; Metazoa; Arthropoda; Insecta; Diptera; Culicidae. The transcript has 3 exons. Bases 726 to 1061 code for a protein of 111 amino acids. The record is from RefSeq and is a predicted model, not a curated record.